Molecule: messenger RNA, 4080 nt
Organism: Vicia villosa (hairy vetch)
Lineage: Eukaryota; Viridiplantae; Streptophyta; Magnoliopsida; Fabales; Fabaceae
Product: pentatricopeptide repeat-containing protein At1g09900-like
Exons: 2
Coding region: 14-1375 (453 amino acids)
Molecular function (GO): protein binding
Source: RefSeq, a predicted model, not a curated record
UCAACCUCCUCCUAUGGGAAUUCGAAACCUCCGCAACAUUUGCAGGUUUUUCACAAUUCCUCAUUUAUUCUCAAACCCUCUUUUCCAAUCACCAACUGGUUCUUCAACAUUUCGCACCCUCAAACCCUCUUUUACAACUUCUUCAAUUUACAAUCCUCACAUAUACUUGAACCUUGGUUUUCAUUCUGUUACUUUAAGGUACUUUUAUUCUAACCCUAAUUCUUCUGAUAAAUAUAAACCGCAUACAACUUCAAAGCAAGUUUCUGAAAUCAUUGCAUUGAUUUGUGAGGGUGUGAAUGAUUUGGAAUAUAGGUUAAGCAUGAUGAAUGUGUGUUUGUCAUUGUCAUCAGUUGUUUACAUUUUUGAUAGAUUAUCAAGUGAAAGAGUUUCUGCUUUGGUGUUUUUUCAUUGGCUUAAUGUUUCACAUCGCGGGCUUUGUUGUGAUCCUGAGAUAGGGAAUUUGGUUAUUGAGAACUGUGGGUUGUUAGGAAAUUUUGAGGCAAUGGUUCCUGUUUUGGUUGAGUUUAACCUAAAAAGAAUGUGUUUGGGGAGAAGGGCGUUUAGGUUUUUGGUUGUUUUGAGAUUGGAUAUGGAUUCUAGGAUUGAGUGUGUGAGGAGAGUUGUGGAUGUGCUUAAUAAGGUUGGAGGUGUUUGUCGGAGUUCCGGGGUGAAGUUGAUGAUAGAGACAUUUAGUUUUUCGGGUGAUUUUGAUAUGGCGGAGUAUGUGAUAGAAGAAACUGGGAGGGACGUGAAAAGUUAUAACUUUUUGUUGAGGUUAAUGUGUAAGAGAGGUUUUUACGAAAGAGUAGGUCAUUUGGUAGAGAAGAUGAAGGGAAUUGGUGUGGAACCGGAUGGAAGUACUUACAACUUGUUGGUAAGUUGUUUAAUCAAGAUUGGUAAAUUUGUUGAGGCUUGCCAAGUUCUUGAGAUGGUGGAAAAAGAAAAUGGUUUGCCGGACGGGUUUUCAUUUGAUGUUCUUAUUAGUUUGUUAUGUAAAAAUGGACGGAUUGAUUUAGCUUUGAAGUUUCUUGAUAAAAUGGCUUUGAAGGGUAUCCAACCUUGUAGUUUAACGAAUGCUGCGGUGAUCAAGUCGUAUUUUGAAUCAGGAAAAUACGACGAAGCACAUGAGUAUGUUGUUGAUUCUGUUUGUAAGCAUAGCUAUUCCAGCAAUGAAAGCUACACCUUACUUGCUUCUCUUUAUUUAAAGAAAGGAAGUAUUCUACUUUCUCAAAGGAUUCUUCAUGAGAUGAUGGAUAGAGGUCUUAAACCUAAUUAUUCAGUGUAUAUGAAGAUAAGGAAGUGUCUUGAGAAGAAGAAUAAAAAAGAUUUGUCUUUGGAAUUAUCAAGAAGAUACUUGAGCUUUAUCGAAAAGUGAACAAAUAUGCUAGAUUUUGUGACAAGUUUUGGAAUGUCAUCCGGCUUUUGCUGAAUAGCUACUCUGCAUUUGGAAGGGUUCAGCCAUUGAUAUUUGCUUUAACUUUUUCCUGGUAUUCAGAAGCUCACAUUAUGUUGUUGAGAUAUAUCAAACGAAACAUAGAAGCUGCUCAAUCGGAUGAAAUAUAGUUGGGCUAAGGGUAAAGGAAGAGUGGAAAAAUAUAUAGAUGAAAUCUAUAAAAGAGCUACCUCUGAAUGAUUUAAUUGAAAAUGAAACCAGGUGUAGUCUCUAUAGAAGGAAGACAGUUGUAUUUGUUGACACAAGUUGAAAAUAAUGUAUGUAAACGGGGGCUAUGCAUACAUGCCCCUCCUCAAUUUUUUCCAAAACAACUAUUUUCAUGUUAUAUUAUUUCUGAAAAUAAUAAAAAUGAUUAAGCUUGGCCUGCUUAACAAAAUGUCUGUUCCCUUUAGGCCCCCUUUGUGCUAAUUCUAUUGCUCCACCUUUGUUGUUGAUAUUGAGUAGUCUAUUAUCUUGUUUUACAUUUGUUCCAAGUUUCCUACUUGCUGUGACCACUUAAGCAUACAAAGUGAAAAAGAAAAUGAGAUCUUAAUAUCAAACAUUUUUUUGUAGCAGAAGUGAACCAAUUAUAAAAACUGGUACACCUGUUUCUCUUCAUAUAUUCUGUAUUGGCUGCUAUGCUUCUGUCUUACAAACACUGUUAGCCUUGUUUUGCCUGUACUUUAUCUUGUUUUGUGUUGUUGGAACAAAUAGUGUAUUUUUACACAACAGUGUUUUUAGCGUACCAUUAAAUGCUACCGUCAAAACCAUUUAAUGCUAAUUGUUAUGAUUAAGGGGAUAGGAGAGGGGUUAUAACAAACACUGUAUACCAAUUUGAUUUAGUAAUAAACCUACAAUUUGACUUUCACUUGUACACACCUUCGUUAUUUGGGUAGCUUCUUCAUGAAGAAACACAAACUUAUGAUGUUUACAGUAACACUACACAGUAUACACAAUUAUAUGUGUGCGGCUAUUAUGAAUUUUAUAGGAUCUUAUAAUAGGUGUUACAAUCUCACAAUUUUCAACCUCGACUCCCCUUACCAAUCCAAAGUAAAAUUUUUAUUUUGACUAUCUUUCUUGCCUGGUAACACAUAAGUUAGCAUUUUUUGUAUUCAAUUGCAGUGGCUAAUAUGUUUGAAUCUUGAUGAAAAUGCAUCUUUUUAUAGCUUUUGGUUUUCAAGAGAAGAUCAUAUUACAUAUCUUUGUCCAUCAUAAAGAUGUCUUUGCCCAAAACAAUAUCUUGAAUAUAUACAACACAUGGUACUUAAAGUAUGUCUAGUAAUACUUGUGUUAAGUGAAAUUCUACAAGACCAUUGACCUGUGGAGUAACAGUACUUGGCAACUUGGCAACUUGUGUCGAUUGACCUUCUCUUAGACUCCAAAUUCUGAAACAAAUGUACUUGUAAAACGGGGAAGUAUCCGUACCGGAUAUGGGCGUGUAUCAUUAUGAUAAGAAAAAUCUGAGGGUGAGGCUCUAUAUUGUGAAAUCAGCCCUGCCGGUCACUGUCCUCAUGAUGAAGUCCCCGAGGUAUGCAGUUCCUCACUAAUUAACCUGAAACCCCUCUGUCUGCUCUUGCCUCUCUUAAUUGCAAUAUGAAACCAUGAAGAUAUAAGGGUUUAUCAAUUUUUCUGAGAAAAUGUACUUGAGCUUAUAUGGUUUGUGAAGUUAUAGUCAGAGGUCACCUUGCAUGUGGCAAGUUAUAAUUAAAGAGCUGAUACAAAUUAAUUUGAUACAGGUCUUGGAUGUGCUUUAUAUUUUACAGCACGUUACCAUUGUUUAGUGAAAGGUGUCACAUUGCUCAAUUGCAAUACAUCUUUUUGGGGUUCCAAAUCCAGUAAAAUAUCCAAGACUAGUCAAAAUAAUUUUGUGAGUAUAUAAGUAUUUUUAUUUGUUUGCUCCAUGUUUUCAUAUAGUAUCUGUACCUUAAUUUGUUUAAAUCACUGUAUUCUCGUGCCUGUACCCGUACAGUACCGGUUACGAUACCUGUACCUAUGCAACAAAGCUUCAAGGUAAGUGUGCUGCUGAACCACCAUCCAAGGUAACACUUCGUCUCUUAUUCCCUUUUCGAAAAUGGUACUAUAUUGUUGCUGACACAUGAGAUUUUUGUAUAAAAAAUCAAGUUUCAUAUUUGUUUGGUCUAGUUGACUUCUCUAUAUAUAAACUCUUGGAAGUGUUUGGAGAUUGUACUCUUGUAUAAAACCGACGACAAAGUUGGAUGCGAGUAAGAUGACGAGUUUGAACGUUGAUGAUAGUCAAAGUACAAGGACAACGACGAAUAAGACAAAUACAAGCAAAACAAAGGAGAUGAAAAGAAGUACGUGGACAAGAUACUACCUUUGAUGUGGAAUGUGCUUGCAAGAAGAGGAGGAAAGACGAAGGAUUAUACCACAAAGACCCUGCAAUAUUGCAAUUGACGAAAGUGAUGUCAAAUGUUGGCUCAAAGAUUUAUAGCAUUAUUUUUGGUUUGGUACCAAUUGAUGGUUGUGCCCAAUGUUAGAUAUUGUGAAAUGAUUUUCUCAUCCAUGUACUAUAAUUUUUAGAAUCUAAAAGUAAAUGUUCAAAAUGUGAAGUGUCAGCCUUGAAAAGUAUCCUAAUGAAGAGAAUGUAGGUUUUUACAGUUAAGAAUUGUACUCAGACAGGAACUGAA